Esox lucius (northern pike) is the source of this 3513-nucleotide messenger RNA. It is a transcript of the gene crfb12, whose product is annotated as cytokine receptor family member B12. Gene Ontology annotation, molecular function: protein binding. The transcript is spliced from 9 exons. The coding region runs from base 313 to 2340 and encodes 675 amino acids. Lineage: Eukaryota; Metazoa; Chordata; Actinopteri; Esociformes; Esocidae. The record is from RefSeq and is a predicted model, not a curated record.
AACUAGAUGUCUGAAGUGUUUGUUUUGAAGACAUACGCGUCUUCAGCCUUACACACAUCUUCAGACACCAGAGAGAAUAAGUCACACAGUUGUAAUAUGAAGGUUUACUUUCUGGGCAGUAAAAACAAUUAAACUUUAUUAACCUUUUGAUCUGAGUGAUAUUACAAUGGAAAAUUUGUCAUCACCGUUACAGGGUCAGAAGUGACCAAUCGGAUGCUGCACUGCUCACAAAUACUCCAAAACCGCCCACUGACAGAUCACUCAUCUGUGAUACCAAAUGGAUAUACAUUUUUUUGUGAGUGAGUCGUCUCCAUGGUGAUGUGGCUUCAGUGUUCCAUCUGUCUCUGGAUCCUCUGGCCUUCAGCAGGAUGUCUCCUCCCUCCUCAGAAUGUGACAAUAGAGUUCCUAGACUUCAAAGGCAGAGUCCACUGGAUGGCCUCAGCUGACCAUAGGAACAACACACACUACUAUGUUGAGAUGCAACAACUUGGUAGUGAGCAGUGGCAAUCCGUCAACUGCAACGCCAUAACCAUGACGUCCUGUCUGGACAUUCCACUGGAAGACCAUAUUAAGAGCUAUGAUGUCAGAGUCAGGGCGGAGAAUAGAGGGCAGAGGUCAAACUGGACACAUCUAAAACAGACAGUAUCCUCCUAUGCAAACACAGUACUGAGCGCCCCUGAUCUGAGGUUAUGGGUGUGUUUGUCUGCAGCAGUACUGAGCGCCCCUGAUCUGAGGUUAUGGGUGUGUUUGUCUGCAGCAGUACUGAGCGCCCCUGAUCUGAGGUUAUGGGUGUGUUUGUCUGCAGCAGUACUGAGCGCCCCUGAUCUGAGGUUAUGGGUGUGUUUGUCGGCAGCAGUACUGAGCGCCCCUGAUCUGAGUUUAUGGGUGUGUUUGUCUGCAGCAGUACUGAGCGCCCCUGAUCUGAGGUUAUGGGUGUGUUUGUCUGCAGCAGUACUGAGCGCCCCUGAUCUGAGGUUAUGGGUGGAGGACCAAAGUGUGUUUGUGCAGCUCCAUCAUCCCGCAGAGGAACAUUUCGACAAAUUGUACAACAUCACUCUGCUGCAGAGCACACGGCAACACAACAACACACUUCAAUCAGAGUUGUGGUCGGCUUCAGAGCGUGUGUUCCCUCUCCCCCCGGGCUGGAAUUACUGCGUCAUCGCUUCGGCCUGUCACCAGAGCAGAAACCCUCACAUGACCACUCAGAAAUGUAUCUACCUGCCUAGACACACCCUAGAUACCUCAGUUUGGCUGAGUCUGCUUGUGGGCGUGUUCCUGCUGCUGACUGUUCCGAUUGCUCCGAUCUGCUGCUACUUGAAGACCACCGAACAAACUCCAGAUGUGCUGGGAGGUGCUGUGUUGUCAACAAAGUGUAUUCUGACUCAGGAGGAGGUGUGUCCCUCGAAGGUGUGGGAGAAUGAUGAGAAUGAUGCAGAGUCAAAGAGCUGUGGAUCCGCCCCUUCUAGUUACCAGGGUUACCAGCUGAAAGUCUCCAUUGCCUUUUUUCAUGACAACAACCAGGAGACAGACACCAUCCCAACCUUUCACCAUGAUGACAGCCUGGAGACCCUGCUGACUGUCUCCAUACCAGACAGAAGAUCUGAUUCCCCCUUAACCAUGAACAUCCUGACCCAAGAUCAGUGGCUGGGAUCAGAAACUUCAGUCUUCACCCCUCUCCCCCUGUCUCAAUUCCCCUCUCUGUCCCAUUCCCCUGCUCCCUCUCUCUCCUCCCCUCCUUCUACACCCCUUCAUCCCACCGUCCCUCUAUCUGGAUACUGUCUGGCCUGGGACAAGGAGUUCCGCCUUACAGACAGCAGGUCUCUGGUUGACAGUGAUGUGCAUUCUCCAGGGUUGGAGGUUAGAUGUCAAGAGUCAAACUUAGAGGGGAGAGUUCAGUGGUCAGGGUUAGAGGUGAGAGAUCAGUGGUCAGGGUUAGAGUUGAGAGAUCAUGGCUCAGGGUUAGAGGUGAGAGAUCAGGGGUCAGGGUUAGAGUUGAGAGAUCAGGGGUCAGGGUUAGAGGUGAGAGAUCAGGGGUCAGGGUUAGAGGUGAGAGAUCAGUGGUCAGGGUUAGAGUUGAGAGAUCAGUGGUCAGGGUUAGAGUUGAGAGAUCAGUGGUCAGGGUUAAAGGUGAGAGAUCAGGGGUCAGUGUUAGAGGUGAGAGAUCAGGGCUCAAGGUUAGAGGUGAGAGAUCAGGGCUCAGGGUUAGAGGUGAGAGAUCAGGGCUCAAGGUUAGAGGUGAGAGAUCAGGGCUCAGGGUUAGAGCUGUAUUCCUCUCAAGCCAGACUCUGCUCCUUCAGUGGAUAUGAAAGUCGUCCUGAUCCCACCCUGAUUAACCCCUAAACACAGUGAUCUAUUCCUGUCUAUAUUUCCAAAAAGGACCAUAUAAAAAUUGAAUGCAUUUAUAUUUAUUAUUCUUUAAGGAAUAUGUAUAGAAAAUGUUUAUGUUUGAAGAAUAUUUUUGUUGUCCUUUUUCCACAAAUCCUUGUGACAUAGUUUUAAAUAUGCCAAAUAAAUCCAAUAUGACAUAUUCACAAGGAAUGCUAAUGCACUGAUUUUGCUGGUAAAAAUGUCCCGGUUGACUUUACACCUGUUUCCGCUUAAGGCGUGAUUUAAUUAGUAUUCAGGUUGUGCGUUUGAGCGUGUCCCCUAGACAUGUUCUACCAAGUGACAGACCCAAAUGGAAGAUAAUUUGUGAAAUGUUAAUAUCUACUUAUAAUGCUUAUAUCUACUUACCUAACAUUCCUGUGACGUAACGUUGAUGUGUCUACUUACCUAACCUUCCUGAUGUAACGUUGAUGUGUCUACUUACCUAACCUUCCUGACGUAACGUUGAUGUGUCUACUUACCUAACCUUCCUGACGUAACGUUGAUGUGUCUACUUACCUAACAUUCUUGUGACGUAGCGUUGAUGUGUCUACUUACCUAACAUUCUUGUGACGUAGCGUUGAUGUGUCUACUUACCUAACAUUCUUGUGACGUAGCGUUGAUGUGUCUACUUACCUAACAUUCCUGUGACGUAACGUUGAUGUGUCUACUUACCUAACCUUCCUGACGUAACGUUGAUGUGUCUACUUACCUAACCUUCCUGACGUAACGUUGAUGUGUCUACUUACCUAACCUUCCUGACGUAACGUUGAUGUGUCUACUUACCUAACAUUCUUGUGACGUAGCGUUGAUGUGUCUACUUACCUAACAUUCUUGUGACGUAGCGUUGAUGUGUCUACUUACCUAACAUUCCUGUGACGUAGCGUUGACGUGUCUACUUACCUAACAUUCCUGUGACGUAACGUUGACGUGUCUACUUACCUAACCUUCUUGACGUAACGUUGAUGUGUCUACUUACCUAACAUUCUUGUGACGUAGCGUUGAUGUGUCUACUUACCUAACAUUCCUUUGAUGUGAUGGGAGAGAAAAGUGGGGAGGGGGUUAAUGCCUGGCUGCGGAUUAUUUGUUUUACUAAUGUUCUUAUCAUUUUUAAAUUAUUCUAUUUAUUUAUUGUUAAAUAAAUCCUGU